AUGUUUUUUUUUUUUACAGCAAUAUUUCUUAUUGCAUUACCAUAUACAGUUACACAAUGGCAAUGUAUCUUUUGCUAUUAUCCAUAUCAACCACAACCAUAUCCAUAUGUAUAUCCAGAUUUCUAUCCAUUUUAUCCACCAAUUAUUACACCUGCUACACCAGUUCCAUCCUAUUCAUCUAUUGGUCCAUGUGUAAACGGUCAGUGUCCAACCGGACACGGAUGUUAUAAUUCACAAUGUGUACCUGUGUCCAAUAAUUUAUACAAUUCUCAAGUUAUUGUAUUUUUUCUUUUUAUUGUAAUAAUAGCAUUGUUAUAA
Messenger RNA from Brugia pahangi, 318 nucleotides. NCBI's taxonomy places the organism in Eukaryota, Metazoa, Nematoda, Chromadorea, Rhabditida, Onchocercidae. The record is from the annotation of a GenBank genome assembly.